AUGCAAAGACCACUGGUAUCACCAGCUAAGAAAAAUGCCACAUUGCUGUAUGCCGAUAGCUUGGAAGCAGCAAUGCAAAAAGAUGGUGUACAGUCGCCUGGAUACGAGUAUGAGCCAAUUGGCCUAGAUAAAAAAGUACAUCCCGCUGUUCUGAAGCUAUGGACCGGCGAAGAAUACAAAGUUCGUGGCGUGUUCGGCCUCGGUGGAUUUUCUGUUGCCUACCGCGUCCGUGAUCAAAAUGGUCAGCUAUCUGCGGCAAAAGUGAUUUCUCAAAGACCAUACUCCACUCAUUGCGAAUUGAAUACACUCCGUAAGAUCAAAGAGAACUCACAUCCCAACCUGUUAUUGUUGCAUUCAGUUGGCCGUUUGACGAAUCCACCACCAGGUUAUACAAAUGAAGUUAUUAUCACAGAAGCGUGCGGACCAUCUAUCAAGGAAAUCUUGCUCAAAGCUAGAAGAGAAACUGGUAAUACCGCACCAUGUUCGUUCUCUAUGGAUAACAUCAAACGUAUUGGUAGAAAAAUUGGAGAGGCGAUGCUUCAUUUGGAGAAACUAAACCUUUAUCACUUGGAUCUCAAGACUUCCAAUGUUGUCUUUACCAGCAACGUCAAGUAUGAAAUGGAUCUGAAUUUGACUCAAACAAUCAUCACAAUGAGUGAUUUUGACAUCAAAGUCAUUGAUUAUUUAAGCUCGAUGACUCACUCAAAACCUGGAUACCCGAAACCAGUCAUGCUCGUCCAGCCGCGAAACAUGCGUGCCCCAGAAGUAUUCAUGGGUCUUCCCCACAACGAAAAGUCGGAUGUAUGGUCCAUGGGAUGCCUCAUGGCUGAACUUUACACUGGAAAACUGCUUUUCAGUUCGAAUAAUAUUGUUCCCGACUCUCAGAAAGAGCAGUCACAUUUUGAGACCAUGAUUUCCAUGAUGAAUGCAUCCGUUCCAAUUGAAAUGAUCAAAGAAUCUAACCAAAGAGGAAAAUGCUCCUGGACUUCAACUUCGCCAAUGAUCGCAAAGAAGCUAACAACCAGGAUUCAUUGA
Molecule: messenger RNA, 1035 nt
Organism: Caenorhabditis briggsae
Lineage: Eukaryota; Metazoa; Nematoda; Chromadorea; Rhabditida; Rhabditidae
Exons: 7
Coding region: 1-1035 (344 amino acids)
Biological process (GO): protein phosphorylation
Cellular component (GO): nucleus
Molecular function (GO): ATP binding; protein kinase activity
Source: RefSeq, a predicted model, not a curated record